Scheffersomyces amazonensis is the source of this 1020-nucleotide messenger RNA. RefSeq names its product electron carrier (gene DRE2). Gene Ontology annotation, biological process: iron-sulfur cluster assembly. Lineage: Eukaryota; Fungi; Ascomycota; Pichiomycetes; Serinales; Debaryomycetaceae. The record is from RefSeq and is a predicted model, not a curated record. Gene Ontology annotation, cellular component: cytoplasm. The transcript has a single exon. Gene Ontology annotation, molecular function: iron-sulfur cluster binding. The coding region runs from base 1 to 1020 and encodes 339 amino acids.
AUGAGUCGAGUACUUUUGCUAUUACACCCUACAGUUGUCACUGAUCAACAUUUGGUUGAGCAAAUAAAGAGUCAAAUUGCAUCAACUCAUAAGAACUUCGCGUUAGAACAACAUAUUAUAGAUAGAGUAACGCGUGGAGAUGUCGAGUUGGCCAACAAUACUUAUAACGAAAUAGUGUAUGUGAAUCCUAAUGAUGCCGCUUAUCAAAUUAUUCCUGCUUCUUUGAUGAAGUUAUUGUACGAAGUUUUAACCGACGAGGGUGUGUUGAGUGGUGAUUUACCUACAGAUCAGAAUUUAGAUGUGUUGAUGACUGGAUUCAUAGUAAAUGAUAAUAAAUGGGUGAAACCAAAGCCUAUUGAAGUUGUCACACUCAAGAAGAAGUCCACCACAAAUAGUACAGCUCCACUUAAGAAAUUACCAUUAUUCAAAAAGUUGGAUAAUUCUGUAGGGUUAACCGAUACUUCAGCCGAUGAAGAGGAUACUGAAGAAACUCAAGCUAUGAAGCGUAAGUUAGAUGAAACUAAAUUAACAUAUUUCAGUGAUGAUGAUUCUGAAAAUGAAGAUGAUGAAGAUGACGGAAUUAUAGAUGAAAAUGAUUUGAUUCAAGAGUCUAGCAAUACUGGAUCCAGUAAGUUAAUCGUUCCUAGAAAGUGUGAAUUACCAAAUGGUAAGAGAAGAAGAAAGGCUUGUAAAGAUUGUACAUGUGGAUUGAAAGAGUUAGAAGAGGCCGAAGAAAAUCAACAACGAUCUUUGCAAGAUUCUAUCUUAGGUAAGAUGGCACAAUCAGCCACCUUAGAAGCAAUAAAAAUAGAAGAAAGAUUAAAAUCGAAGUUAAAUGCUGUCAAAUUCAAAGAUGAAGAUUUAGCAGAAAUUGAUUUUACCGUUCAGGGAAAGACCGGAGGAUGUGGUUCCUGUGCAUUAGGAGAUGCUUUCAGAUGUGACGGAUGUCCUUAUUUGGGAUUGCCCCCAUUUAAGCCAGGAGAAGUAAUAACCAUUGAUAGUUUAGGAGAAGACUUCUGA